Molecule: messenger RNA, 2568 nt
Organism: Linnemannia hyalina
Lineage: Eukaryota; Fungi; Mortierellomycota; Mortierellomycetes; Mortierellales; Mortierellaceae
Source: the annotation of a GenBank genome assembly
AUGACUUCAUACUUCUCUGCUCAACCCGCCCAGUCAACAGCCUCGACCCAGAGGAGGAACUCUCUCCCACGCCUCAGCAUGGACGACUCGGACAGACCUACCACCACCAUCCUUCCCACACCAUCACACCACGUCCUCCCCUCCCUCUCCUACGCAGCAGCCACCUCGGUCCCCCACGAGAACCCCUUCAACCAGAACCUCUUCCUCCAACAACAGGUCUUCGCUGACAAGUCCAACCGCCUCUUGAACUUGAUCCAAAGCACAAAGGGCCUCCUCGAAGAGAUCCGCGAGACAAACGCUACCCGCCCAUGGCAAACCUACUACCCAAACCUCCAGAUCCCCUCCGUCGCUGCCGCCGCCGCCACCGCAAACAGCUCUUCCACAGCCACAGCCUCCGCAGCCUCGUCCAACCCCCUCCGUCGCUCCACAUCCUUCCAUCCCGAGGACGACAGCGAACGUGCCUCGCCUGUCUCUCUCCAGCAGCGUCUCCAACGUUCCUUCACCUCUGCACCUGGAUCCCCCCUUCAGCACAACAACAACGCCGCCGAUUCUCACACCCCCUUGGUCGGUCGCCUGUUCCCCGAGCUCAAUGUUCUGAAGCUGGACUUGAAGGUCGGCAACUAUGCCACUGGCAAUGAUGCCCUCCUCCGUGGAUUGGAGCGCAACGCCAUCGCCCACCUCCUCGAUGGACGCAUUCAGCAGAGCGUCAAGCACCUCGACAACCUCUACCAGCGUGUCUCUGACAAGAGCUCCAAGGUCUUGAUCACUGGAGAUUUGAACGCCGGCAAGUCUACCCUUGUCAACGCAUUGAUGCAGCGUACCAUUUUGCCCAUUGACCAGCAACCCUGCACGUCGCUCUUCUGCGAGGUCUUGGACGCUCAGGAAAAUGAGGGCCAGGAGGCGGUCCACGCUAUUAAGGAUGCCUCGACCUACAACCGCCAGGACCCCAACACGUUCACCGUUGUGGACAUGCGCCAUUUGGAGAAGUUCAUGAACGAUGUCAUUGAUGGUUACGAGGACUAUGCCCAGGUCAAGGUCUACUGCACCGAUCGCCGCCUCGUCAACGACUCUUUGCUGCACAACGGAGUCGUCGAUAUUGCACUGAUUGAUUCGCCCGGUUUGAACCGCGACUCUGUCAAGACGACUGCCCUCUUUGCUCGCCAGCAGGAGAUUGAUGUUGUCGUCUUUGUCGUCUCUGCCGAGAACCACUUUACUCUUUCUGGCAAGGAGUUCCUCUGGAAUGCCGCCAACGAAAAAACUCACAUCUUCAUCGUUGUCAACCGCUUCGACUCGAUCCGUGACAAGGAGCGCUGUAAGCGCGUCAUUCUCGACCAGAUCAAGCAGCUCUCCGCCAAGACUUACGAGGAUGCCGACGAGCUCGUCCACUUUGUCUCUGCUGGCUCGUGCUUGCCCGAGGUCAUCCAGGGUGGUGAUCUCCCCGCUGACUUCCUCCGCCUCGAGGAGUGCCUUCGUUCGUUCGUUCUCGAGAAGCGCUGCAAGUCCAAGUUGGCCCCUGCCAAGGUCUACCUUGAGAACAUCUUGAGCGACGUCAGCGUCCUCUCCGAGUCCAACCGCCACAUGGCUGCCGAGGAAUUGGCCAAGGUCCGCUUGGAGUUGGAGCGUGGCGAGCCCGAGUACAAGGAUACGCUGAUCCGUCGCGAAGUUGUUUUGGAGAGAGUCGAUCGUCUUGCUGAGGAGACCUGCGUGUUGAUUGAUACAAUGACCCGCGAGAAGUUGACCAACGCUGUGGACGAUAUCGAGAAUGUUGUCUCUGCCCUGGUUCCCUGGAACGGAUUGUUGCACAUCUGGCAGUACGCCAACGAUCUCCGCUAUGUCAUGGCCGAUCUCUUUGUCGACCGCGUCAAGAGCUGCGAGGUCGAGGCCAAGGAGAAGGCAAAGAACUGCGUCAACGAUAUUCACACCCUUGCCGACGAUGCCUCGGCCGCCAACCAGAUGGAUGCCCUCACCCUCUUCACCAAGCCCGACGCCAACCGCAUCACCACCGGAAAGCUCAAGGAUGAGCUCUCUCUCGAGUUCACUGACAUCUUUGAGGUUCAGGACAAGCUGGGCAUGGCCAGUGUUUCGCUCGGAGCUGUCACGAUGUUUUCGAGCAAGGCCCUUGGCUACAAGUCGUUGAUCCACAGCCUGUUUGACAUUACCAGCACGGUCGGUGUCUCGAAUGUCCGCAAGUGGGCCGUGCCCGUUGUGACGGUGGCUGGUUUGGGAGUGUUGGUUUACAUUGCUGCCGACAUGAAGCACGCCCUUGCCCGCAAGACUGCUCGCAAGCUCCGCGCCCACGUUCGCGAGGGCACUAUGGUCCACGAUGAGGCUAUGCGCAUCACUAAGGAUUGCCGUCGCGUUUUCAAGAGCAACGCCUGGGAGAUCCAGAACCGAUUCCAGAAGGAGAUUGAGGCUCACGAGAGACGCCGCGCCGAGCAGGAGAAGGCUGCCAAGGAUGGCGAACAGGCCGUGGUCUACUUUGGCAAGGUCUUUGAGAAGGCUGACGAGUUGGCUCGCUGGGUUGCCGCUGUUGAGGUCGAGGUGGAGGAACGCAAGAUCAAGGCGUAA